Cicer arietinum (chickpea) is the source of this 1837-nucleotide messenger RNA. RefSeq names its product pathogenesis-related genes transcriptional activator PTI6-like. Gene Ontology annotation, biological process: regulation of DNA-templated transcription. The record is from RefSeq and is a predicted model, not a curated record. NCBI's taxonomy places the organism in Eukaryota, Viridiplantae, Streptophyta, Magnoliopsida, Fabales, Fabaceae. Gene Ontology annotation, molecular function: DNA-binding transcription factor activity; DNA binding.
AUGACUCUAAAAAAACGUUAAAUGUUUGAAUUAGAGGAGCAACGUGUCAAGAGGGGCAGGUAGGAGCUUGAGAUUUUUUUUGGCUACCGACAAGGACAUACAUAUUUACACAUGACACAUCCACAAGAGUGACUCACCCACCAAUAUUUUCCCUCUACUCUUUUUACUCUCUCUACUUGUGCUUCAAUUCUUUACCAAAUUUCUGACCCCUAUCACGAGAUAAAUAUUUCUUUCACCCUCCAUUGGGGACACACCCUCUUCUUCACCAUAAAUACCCUUAAAUUCUACUCUCUUCACCUUGUUUUUUUCUCUCUUUUUAUUUCCUCUUCACUCUUCACUCUCCUCACUCACCAUCACCUCCUCUCUCUCUCUCCCCCUUAUUUUCCCGCCAAGUUUCCACACUCUCUCUCUCCUCUCUCCUUGCAAAAUACCAUCUUUUCCCUCUUUCAACCACAACUUCAUGCAGCUAAACACUAUCUUUUUCAUCUCCACACUCUUUUCACUACUUCACACUAAGUAACACAAAACAAAUAAACCAUUUCUUUGUUUUCCUCUCUUUUUCUCCCAUGUCCGUACAAUCAACCUUGAAGCUUCAAAAUCUGAAGCAAAAAACACCAAGUUCAAAUUUUGAAACCAACCCAUCAUGCAAAACCGCCACCAAAACAAAAAACAAGCUCCUCCGGAUCAUUCUCACCGACCACGACGCCACCGAUUCCGACUCCUCCGGCGACGAUGAAACCCCAAAAAACACACCAAAGCUUAGAAAACCUAAAAAGAAAAUCACCCAUAUCAACAUGCACUUUCCUUAUGUCUUUGAUUCUUCAACAACUUCACCUUCUUCUUCCUCUUGCUCCACUGACCCGACCCGUUUCAAAAGACCCGGAAAAUUACCCGCCGGUUCUAACGUUGCUCGCCGCCGCAGCGUGUUUCGAGGCGUUCGUCAGAGGCCUUGGGGUCGGUGGACAGCUGAGAUCCGUGAUCCGAACCGUAGAAAACGGGUUUGGCUCGGAACCUUCGACACGGCGGAGGAAGCCGCAUCUGUGUACGACGAUGCCGCCGUGAAACUUAAGGGCUCAAAAGCUGUCGUCAACUUUCCAAACCGUGCCUCCGCAAAGAGUACUUGUAACGAGCCGUCGAAAGUUUUCUCCGGCGACGGUUUUGCUUCUCCGACGUCUGUUCUGCCUUUCUACGACGGUGACUCGACGCCGUUCGACGGUUUUCGUUACGGUGCUGUGGAUGCGUUUGGGUUUGAUAUCGACGUGCCGUUAAGUUUGACGGACGUUAACUUUGUACUAACGAGUCAUCGAUUUGGGAAAGAAAAAGAAGACUUCAGUGAAUUUGACUUGGAUGAGUUCAUGACGUGGCCAAGUUAAACAAACCAUAGGGGCUUAUUUGUCUUUUCAGGUGGAAAAUUCAGGGGCGUUAAUAUUUGAGGUUUUUGUCGCGUUCUGUUUCUGCUUGAUGGAAUUCCCAAACUACCCUCGCGACUUUAAGUUUUUUUAUUAUGCAACUAUAAAGAGUGUAGAGAACUAGAGUAAGCAUUAUCCUUAAAUUUUUGUCUUAAUUUGUAAUUAGUUAUUAAUUUUGUUAUUAUGUCAAAAAAGAGGGAAAUAUAUAUAGAUAAAUGAAAGUUAGAGAGUGAGGGAGGGGUGUUGAAAAUUUUAAUUAAUGACUAUAUAAAUAUUAUAUUAUAUUAUUGUAGUUUCAUAUAUCAGUUUGGUAAAGUAUUAUUAAUUAAAAAAUUGUUUUCUUAUGUUCGUUAAUUUUUAUAAGCACGCCAACAAAAUGAUGUAGACAUGUUCUUACUUAUAACGCAUGAUGUGAUUUUGUUUGUUAA